UGUUAGAGUCGAUGUAGAUUUAUGCACGUUUUAAGAAGUUUAGGUAGUUUUUCUUAAAUUAUAAUUAAGUUGAGGUCGGUUUUGGCACUGACCAUUUGUUCGGGUCCUAUUUGGCACGACUGAGAGUGUUGUGGUCGAAAUUGGUACUUUUCCUCGUAUAUCAAAACGACGUCGUUUUAUCUUGUUAACGAUUGACUAACUUCUGUUAGAGUCAAUGUAGAUUUAAGCACGUUUUGAGAAGUUGGGGUAGUUUUUUCGAAUUAUAAUUGAGUUGAGGUCGUAUUUGGCACUGAUCAAUUGUUUGGGUCGUAUUUGGCACGACCUAAAUUGUUGGGGUCGAAAUUGGCACUUUUCCCGCUCAUAUACAUUGGAAAUAAACGUCAAUAACCAUAUACAGUAGUACCGUACCAUGGUUCUUACAUUAACAAAAAAAAUUGAACUUGACAAUGUUAAUAUAUGAUUAUAUGAGCUUCAUAUUACAAAUCAUUGAGCACUUUCACAUGGCAAAUAUCUCUCUGAAAUUAAAAACAGUUAUGUUCCAAGUUUCAUCAGUUACAAAUCAUUGAGCAGUAGCACAUGUCUCCUCAGUUAUGUUCCAAGUUUGAUUCACAGCCUCAAGAGUCAAGACCAAAAUAAAAGAGAAGAAAACGAACCGGGAUUGUUGAGACUUGUUUCUAUCUAGUUGUGAUAAACAGAUUAAAAUAUUUCUACAUUUUAUUUAGGACUUUAGGAGUUAGAUCAUCAUCAUUCUGACAGUUGACAUAGUUUACAUAUUUUUGGCAAUGCCAACUACUGUGACUAAAACUAUGAUCGCCGUUUUAAGUUACAAAAAAAAAAAAAAAAAAAAAAACUAUGAUCGCCGUUUACCAAUGUUAAACAUGACGGCCACCACUUUGUGACCUUUUCAAGAAAAUGAAAGGCGUUAACCGGUAAAUAUCGGUUGUACCCCUAGUUUAAAGGGUAAAACGCCAUAGAUCAGACGAAUCAUCAGGAAUGUUUUGGUCUUUUCCACAACAUUUUUUUCACCCAUGCCAUAUCAGUUUAAUUGUGUGUAGAUGUAGAAAGACAGAAGUCUUACCCUAGUUUCACAACAGUCUCUAUCUUUCUCUGUUAAUCUGGGAAGACUUUUGAUUCCCAAGAGGAAAAAAACAAAAAAAAACAAAACUAAAAGUGAAGUUUAGUCUUUUCUUCUUGCCGUGAGCAGUUUUAAUGGCGGGUUACAAAGCAGAUGAUGAUUACGAUUACCUUUUCAAGGUGGUUCUGAUCGGUGAUUCGGGCGUUGGAAAGUCCAAUCUGCUCUCUCGUUUCACCAGGAACGAGUUUAGCCUCGAGUCCAAGUCCACGAUCGGCGUCGAGUUCGCCACUCGUAGCUUGAAUGUUAAAGACAAAGUCAUCAAAGCCCAGAUUUGGGACACUGCUGGUCAAGAAAGGUACCGUGCGAUCACUAGUGCAUACUACCGAGGAGCUGUUGGGGCGCUUCUUGUCUACGACGUUACACGACACUCCACCUUCGAAAACGUUGAGAGGUGGCUUAGGGAACUCCGUGACCAUACCGACCCAAACAUAGUCGUGAUGCUUUUGGGAAACAAAUCCGAUCUUCGUCAUCUUAUAGCUGUUCAAACCGAAGAUGCUAAGUCUUUUGCGGAGAAUGAAUCACUCUACUUCAUGGAGACUUCAGCGCUUGAAGCAACUAACGUUGAGAACGCGUUUUCGGAAGUACUCACUCAGAUUCACCAAGUUGUGAGCAAGAAAGCAAUGGAGGCUGGUGAUGAUUCAAACUCGGGUAAUGUUUUUAAAGGAGAGAAGAUUGAUCUUGAUGUCUCUGCUGUGAAGAAAACAGGUUGUUGCUCCAACUAAAGACUUGUUAGUCUCUUGCUUAAUUAUUUGAGGGGUUUGGUCUGUGUCCCCAAGCUAAGAUCUUUUUUAUUUUUUACAUUCAAAAUACUUUUGAAGAUGUUUGCUUUAUUUUUAGGAAACAAACUGUGUUAUGCUUUUGAUUUGCUUUGCUUGAAAGUUGCUUAGUUUUGGUCUGAUUA
This is a messenger RNA of Brassica napus (rape), 2036 nucleotides long. RefSeq names its product ras-related protein RABA1d. Gene Ontology annotation, cellular component: endosome. The transcript has 2 exons. Lineage: Eukaryota; Viridiplantae; Streptophyta; Magnoliopsida; Brassicales; Brassicaceae. The record is from RefSeq and is a predicted model, not a curated record. Gene Ontology annotation, molecular function: GTP binding; GTPase activity. Bases 1210 to 1857 code for a protein of 215 amino acids.